Rhodamnia argentea is the source of this 1027-nucleotide messenger RNA. RefSeq lists its product as uncharacterized. The coding region runs from base 40 to 831 and encodes 263 amino acids. The record is from RefSeq and is a predicted model, not a curated record. The transcript is spliced from 5 exons. NCBI's taxonomy places the organism in Eukaryota, Viridiplantae, Streptophyta, Magnoliopsida, Myrtales, Myrtaceae.
GUUUUAAGGAUCAUUCCAUGAUCUUCUUUCCACCUGAAAAUGGGUUUAAUAACACACCCUCUCUCUGCCAAGCUGUGCUGCAGAAAAGUAAUUUUAAGCUCCCAUCCAUGGGUCCCUCAACCAAGUCAUUUCCAUGGCCUUCACAUUCAUAGCGAUCCUCUCACACCAUCUCAUGACUCGAUUCCUUGUUAUCGUCCAUCCACAAUUUCAUAUGAAUCAUGGCAUUUCAGGAGGAAGAAGGGCCUGCUGUUAAAGCCAUUAACCGCUACCAAUUCAUCGUCUUUGGGAAACGAGGAGGAUCACCGGGCUCUUGAAGCCGUCCUCAAGCUUUAUACGGCAAUACAGAACAAAAAUCUCCGGGAACUAUCGGAUAUUCUUGGAGAUGAAUGCCGAUGCGUCUGUAAUUUCAUCCCAUUUUGCCAGGCGUUCCAAGGGAAGAAGCAAGUUCUGGCAUUUUUCUCAAAUCUUAUCAAGACCUUGGGGAAUAACAUCGAGUUCGUGGUGCAACCGACCACACACGAUGGAAUGAGCAUCGGCGUCGCGUGGAAGCUAGAAUGGAAGGAAACUGUGCCUUUAGGAAAAGGUUUCAGCUUCCAUAUAUGCCAGAUAUACCAAGGAAGAGUGUUAAUAAGGAAUGUAGAGAUGUUCAUGGAAUCAUUUCCUCACAUGGAACUCUUCAGACUGAAAAUGAUGGGAUUUCUGAUAAGCAUGUUGGAGAAGAUGAGUUCCUACAUGCCUUCCAAGAGUAAAUCAAAGAGGGCAGGGUUCAUAGUUUUGCUUGUUCUGCUUUCUCUGGCAGCAAUUUUUGUAUUGCUUCUGAAGAUCCAGUAGACCGAGGCGAAAAAAGAUAGAUUCUCAAAUUUUCUCUCUUUCUUGUUCAUUCGCCUUUCCCAUUGUAUAAGAAGGAAGUGUUGUCUCAAAUUUCAGGGGCACAAGGGACAAUAAUGGAAAACUAACUACUUUAUGCAUAGUUUCUAGGUUAAAUAUUUAUACAGUAAGCUUCUUAAUGGGAUAAAAGUUUGGACAA